Messenger RNA from Corylus avellana, 715 nucleotides. NCBI's taxonomy places the organism in Eukaryota, Viridiplantae, Streptophyta, Magnoliopsida, Fagales, Betulaceae. The record is from RefSeq and is a predicted model, not a curated record.
AAAAACCAACUUCUUCCCCUAUAAAACCCUAGUCUCCCUUCACCAUUUCCACCACCACUCACUUUCACAACCCAUCAAAGAAUUAAUUUGGUGUCUUGUGAGAGAUCAUGGCUUCCAAGGCUCUUCUCCUCCUCUCCCUCAACCUCUUCUUCUUUGCUAUUGUUAGCUCUACUUAUGUCCCUUGCCCACCACCCCCAAAGGGUCACAAACACCAUCACCGGCCGCCGCCAACUUGUCCCAACGACACCCUUAAGUUGGGUGUGUGCGCCAACUUGUUGAAUGACUUGGUGCACCUCGUUGUUGGAACCCCUCCAAAGACACCUUGCUGCAGCCUCAUUCAAGGCCUUGUGGAUCUCGAGGCUGCUGUUUGCCUUUGCACCGCCAUUAAAGCUAAUGUCUUGGGCACCAACCUAAACGUCCCCGUUUCAUUGAGCUUGCUCCUCAACUACUGCGGAAAGAAGCUCCCCUCCACCUUUCAGUGCGCAUAAAUUUCCUAUUUCGUUUUCCCUUGCCUUUCAUGGUGUGCUCAGACUUUGGCUUGUUUGUUGGCGAAUUCUAUAAACGUUUAUCAAUAAUUCUUUGGUGUUAUGUUUAUCACCUUCUUCAGUUCUUGUCAGUAUAGGGAUCUUAAGCUGUAAAAAUAAACUGAGAUUGUUUCAGAAAGAAGUGAAUUUGUGUUCAUCAUGUUUUCUUUUGAAGAAUAAUUUGUGUUCAU